Molecule: messenger RNA, 564 nt
Organism: Chironomus riparius
Lineage: Eukaryota; Metazoa; Arthropoda; Insecta; Diptera; Chironomidae
Source: the annotation of a GenBank genome assembly
AUGUCAUCGAGACUAAAUUCAUCAGGAUUAUUGCUGGGAGCUGAUGAUAGCUACAUUAUUAAACAAAGUUAUGUAGUCAUAGGAACAUGCAAUGAGACUAGGAUUAUCUUAAGUCACAAGCUAGCAAAUGAUCGACAUGUCUCUGAUUACUAUUAUCUUUUACCAGAAGAACUAUCAUGGCAGUAUAUCCAGUUGGAAGCAAGCCACUUGAAUCCAUUCGUGGAAAGGUUCCAAUAUUUUAUGGAUUUGUGUUUUCAAGCAGGAUUGCCACAAAUGUGGAAAGUAAUGGCUUUUCAAGAUUCAAAGUUCGUUAUUACACAGCGUGGGGUUAAUAGGAACUACUUAGAACUGCAGGAUAUCAGCACAGUUCUUAGGAUUUUGGUCGUUGGUUUAGGACUGUCAGUGAUUUCACUGCUGAUUGAAAUUUUUUAUCAUGAUUGUUUAGGGAAAUUAAGUUUAAGUGGGAUUGUAAGAUUCUUGAGGAAUGGCGUUAGAAAAAUGUUUCAAAGAAGGAAGAAACUUAAAGUUCGAAGAAUUUAUGCUCGUCCGUCGAAAUCUACAUAA